CUCUGUAGUCCUUUUUAUUCUGAUGAAAUGGACAAUGGCUGGCGGUCGCUGUUGGAAACUCACUAAUGUUGCAAACUAGGGCCUGACUCAUGGUAUUUUCAUCGGCAAGGGAAGCUCAGUUGAUCCGCUGGUUUUCCAUCAUGCAAGAUGAAUCAGGAGCAUUGUUCAGUGGUAUGCACCAACACCAACCUCUACUGAAGGGCAAUUUGCAAAUUCUCCGUCGUCAUCAUGGGGACAGCCUCUUCACUUGUGAGCCCUGGUGAAGUCAUUGAAGAUGCAUAUGGUGGCGAAGGUGGUGAAGCUUGUGAAAUACCAGUAGAGGUGAAGCCUAAAGCACGUCUCUUACGCAGCUCCUUCCGUCGUGGUCCCAGAGUGAUUGGUGCCAGCUUUAAAUCCACUGGGUCUGUAGACCUAGAAUACACAGCAGAAUAUGAGCGUCUUCGUAAAGACUAUGACAUUUUCAGAGUCAGCAAGAAUAAUGAGAUUGCAUCCAUGCAAAAGAAAGAGGCCAAGUUGGAUGAAGAAAACAAGCGACUGCGUGCUGAGCUACAGGCUUUGCAGAAAACCUACCAGAAGAUCCUGCGUGAGAAAGAAAGUGCUCUGGAGGCAAAGUACCAAGCCAUGGAGAGGGCCUCUACAUUUGAGCAUGACCGAGACAAGGUCAAGCGACAGUUCAAGAUAUUUCGUGAAACAAAAGAGAAGGAAAUCCAGGAUCUGUUGCGAGCCAAGCGGGAUCUGGAGUCAAAGCUGCAGCAUCUACAGGCUCAAGGUGUCCAGGUUUAUGUCCCUGAAGAUUCUGACUCUGAUGAAAACCAAACAACAGUGGCUGCUGGUGGCAUGCAGUGUGAAUACUGGAAUGGGUGUGUGCUUGGCAGUGAGCCAUCUAUGGGGAGUAUGAUGCAGCUUCAACAGAGCUAUCGGGGGCCAGAGUUUGCUCAUAGUUUGAUGGAUGUGGAGGGACCCUUCGCCAAUGUUAGCAGAGAUGACUGGGAUGCAGCUGUUGUGAGCCUGCUGCAGGUGUCUCCUCAUAUCUCUAAAGGCCUGUGGAGCAACACAGUGCGUUGCUAUCUCAUUCACACAAAGGAUACAAGAGAAGAGCUCCAUCACUUUAUAGAGAUAUAUUCCCCCAAAUUGCAGAGGCUUUGUGAGCGCAUGGGCCACUUCUAUCUGAAUGUGUAUUUUCCUGAAAACACAGCAAGUGCUGCAGAACGCCAACGAGAGAUGGAGAGGAGCUCAAUGUGUGUGUUACUACUUAAACCCUCUGUUAACAGUCUCUGUAGCUAUGUGGUAGAGGACACAGAGGAGGCCUUUGUCAAGACCCCAGACUCCAGGCCUCUCCUGUUGUAUCUUCGAACAGCGGAGGGGAAGGUUGGCAUCAGUGGGACGACCAGAGAACUGCUGGAAAGGAUCAAUAAAGCAGACAAAAAUGCAAAGAUCAAGGUAGUGGACCAUACUGGAUCUCCAGAGGAUGGCGCUGCUCUGAUCUACCAUCAGCUGGACGAAAUAAUUAAGCAGGAGUUGUUGGGCUUAAAGUCAGUUGAUGAUCAUGAGCAUGUUGAGGAGGACCAAGUGGUGGAAGCAAGUGAUGUUCUGUGGGACGAACAUGAUGAACAGGAACAAAUUGAAACAUAUCAGAAAAUGUGCAGCACGUCAACCCACGUUAACUUUGACAAGUAUAUUACUCGUCUGAAUGAUCUGGUGGCAGCCCCUCCUCCCACUCCCCCUCUGCUUGUGUCUGGUGGACCAGGUUCCGGAAAAUCUGUCUUGCUUGCAAAAUGGAUUGAGUUGCAGCAAAGACACUCUCCCAACACAGUCAUUCUCUAUCACUUUGUUGGUCGGCCAUCUUCUACAAGUGCAGAGCCAGUGCUCAUCAUCAGGCGCCUCACAGUCAAGCUGUUACAGAACUUCUGGUCCAUCUCAGGGCUUACCAUGGACCCAUGCAAGGUCCUGGAAGACUUUCCUCGCUGGUUGGAACGAUUAUCACCACGUCGUCAUGGCAACAUUAUUAUUGUCAUUGAUUCUGUUGACCAAAUACAGAAUGCAGAGCGAAACAUGAAAUGGCUGAUUGACCCUCUACCUGCUAAUGUUAGAGUCCUGGUGUCGGUCAAUGUGGAGACCUGCCCACAGGCUUGGAGACUGUGGCCUACAAUACACCUAGACCCACUGAGCAGCAAAGAGAUGAGGAACAUGAUGACAAUGCAUUGCAUGACAGCUGGGAUUAAACUCGGCAAAGAACAGGAGAGGAAAUUGGAGACACACUGUAAAUCUGCGGCAACUUGCAAUGCUCUCUAUAUUUCCGUUUUGGUCAGACUUUUAACAGACAGUAGGAUCAGCUGGUCAUUGGAGGAGACUAUUCUGCAGUGUGUAAUGUGCCAUGAUACAGUGUCACUGUUUCGAUUUUGCCUGAGGAUGAUGCUAGGCUCACUAAGAACAGAUGAAGAGAGAAACAUUAUGAAACAGUUGCUGGGUUUAUUGUAUGCCAGUCAUAAUGGUGUCAGCGAAUCAGAGUUGUUGGAGCUAUUACCUGAACUGGCCUUCCCCACCCUCUGCUCUAUGCUGUUCAGACUGGAAUAUCUGCUGAUCCUGACUCUAGAUUGUGGUAUCAUACACUUCCGACAUUUACAGGCAUGUGAUGCAGUCAGACUUGAACUGAUGGAUGGAGGGGUAACCGUCUCUAUACACAGAGAAAGGCUAAUUCACCAUUUCAGCAGGCAGCUCAGUCAACACAGGGUAACGUGGCGUGUAGCUGAUGAGCUGCCAUGGCUGUUACAGCAACAAGAGGAUAAGACAAAGCUCCAACUGAGUCUGCUGAACUUAUUUGUCUGUCAGAAUCUCUACAAGAGGGGACAUUUUUCAGAGUUGUUGACCUACUGGCAGUUUGUAGGGAAGGAUAAGGUAUCCAUGGCAACAGAAUACUUUGAGUCCCUGAAGUGCUAUGAGCAAACCUGUGAGACUGAGGACGGCAUGAGAAGACUAGCCAACUUGUAUGAAACACUUGGCCGUUUUCUAAAGGACCUUGGUCUACUUACUCAGGCAGUAGCACCUUUGCAGCGUUCCCUGGAGAUCCGCGAGACAGCUCUGGAUCCAGACCAUCCAAGUGUUGCACAGUCUCUACACCAGCUAGCUGGAAUCUAUGUUCUGUGGAGAAAGUUUGGAAAUGCAGAGCAGCUCUACAAGCAGGCACUGGAGAUCAGUGAAAGUGCUUAUGGUCCAGAACAUGGUUCAGUUGCACGAGAACUUGAUUGCCUUGCCCUACUUUACCAAAAGAAGAACAAGUAUGAACAGGCUGAUAAGUUGAGAAAAAGAUCUGUCAGGAUUCGUCAAAAGAUGGCUCACCAAAAAGGCCAUAUGUAUGGAUUUACUUUGUUGCAUCGGCGGACUCUGCAGUUGGAGGAGCUGACAUUGGGUAAAGACACUGCUGACUGUGCUAAAACCCUCAACGAACUAGGUGUUCUCUAUUACCUACAGAAUAAUUUGGAUGCAGCUAAAAUGUUCCUGACUCGUUCUCUGGAGAUGCGGCAGCGUGUACUAGGGACAGAGCACCCAGACUGUGCCCAGUCACUCAAUAACCUAGCAGCACUGCACUGCGAAUGCCAUGAAUAUGAAAAUGCAGAAGACCUUUAUGAGCAGGCCCUGGAUAUUCGCAAGCGGGCCCUUGCUCCAGACCAUCCCUCCCUGGCCUACACUAUCAAGCAUCUUGCCAUACUAUACAAGCGCAGGGGUAAGCUGGAGAAAGCGGUUCCUCUAUAUGAACUGGCACUGGAGAUUCGUGAAAAGAGUUUUGGACUGAAGCACCCCAGUGUGGCCACUGCAUUGGUCAACCUAGCAGUCCUUUACUGCCAACUGAAAAAGCAUAAUGAAGCACUGCCCCUAUAUGAGCAAGCCCUAAGAGUGUAUGAGGACAGUCUGGGGACUUCUCACCCUCGUGUUGGAGAAACGUUGAAAAACCUUGCGGUGCUCAGUUAUGAGAAAGGCGACUUUGAGAAGGCUGCUGAGCUCUACAAGCGUGCAAUGGAAAUAAAGGAUGCAGAACCGUCACUGGUCUGUGGCAAAGCUGCAUCUGUCCAUUCAUUCAACGGUGACACUUUCAGCCUCAGAAGCCCUAGCUUCCAUCCUCACACACCCAAGUGACAUUCACCUUUGGCCUACAGCUUCUGACAACGACUAGAAAAAAUGUAGUAGUGAUCAGUAGCUUAUACUUAUUAAGGGAAAAUUAGUUUCUUGUGACUCAAGUUGAAUAUUGUCACUAGCUAUCAUUUUUAUACAAAACUAUAUUUAUCUUUUGUCCAGUAAUGAUGUAAAAUAUGAGACAUUGGGCUCUAAUUUAUAAGUGCAAAGUCUAUUCAACCAGGAAAUUUCUUGUGCAUUAACUGUAGCUAUAAAGUGGCAUGUGGGAGCAUUGAGCUGAUUCAUCAGUGUUGAUGGUUAUGGUGGUAAUGGUAAACUGCUGGGGCACAACUGACUACACCAUUUCCGGAUCCCACCCCAUCUCUCCCUCCCACUCGCUUCUUGUCUGCCUCUUAUAUGUCCUAUCAUAAUAAAGGCAAAGAAGCCCCAAAAAAUAUACUUAAAAAAAUAGCAAAUUGACAUUACCUAUUUAUUAGGACCGCCACUAACAUAGCAAGCGUAGUGGUCAUAUAGGAGUUGUCAAGGUUAAAUUAGCUCUAGUUAGACUUUGCAGUUUGCCAAUGAAAAUGAAAACUGUUUUUACAAUUUCCAUCAUAUUUUCAAACAAAAAAUGUUUGCCUUGGUGCUGUCAUUUCUGAUCAAUCAAAUACAUACACAUAUUAUUUAUUACAUGAACAAUUUGCAGCUAAUGAUCCUAACACUUUGCACCUAUGUCAUGUGGCUCCAUUAAAAAGGCAUCUCUGGUCUCACCUUGUUUCAAUACACUUUCACUUGCAUGCUUGUCUGAAGGGUCAUGGGCUGUUUUAUGGUUUAGUUGAAUUGGUUAGAACUAAGGGCACAGCAUGUAAUAUUACAUGCUCUUGUACAAAUGUAUGCAUGUGUAUUUACAGUAGAACAUGUGUCAGUGUUUCAUUUGUAGUAUAAUUAUGUAAUAAAUAAAGACUUUAUUGACUGUAA
Molecule: messenger RNA, 5085 nt
Organism: Alosa alosa (allis shad)
Lineage: Eukaryota; Metazoa; Chordata; Actinopteri; Clupeiformes; Clupeidae
Gene: nphp3
Product: nephronophthisis 3
Exons: 29
Coding region: 229-4131 (1300 amino acids)
Biological process (GO): determination of left/right symmetry; kidney development; convergent extension
Cellular component (GO): kinesin complex
Molecular function (GO): protein binding
Source: RefSeq, a predicted model, not a curated record